AUGCAGCAAGCAUCUGCAUUGGCAGGGGUUGAGGAGGCGGGGGUUGGUUUCUUGCGCCCUACAGUAGAAAUAAGUGGGAAGGACACCAGGACUGCAAGGAGGAGAUCGGGAGGGACCCAGAGUGUUCUGCGAUGGAUGAUCGUGACAUUAAUUGCAUUCGCAGUAACAUUUCUUAUAAUCUCCUGUGUCCGAGGCCCCAGACCUCGUGCGGUGCAGACGUACGCAUGGAGGCGGUUGGCUGGUAGCGAAGGAGAUGAAGAAGAUGAAAGCUUGUGUCUUGAAAAGCUAUUUUCAGGUGAUUCCCAUGUGGCGAGCCCUGCACAGAGUGAACAGGAGGUGCCGACAGAGGCAGGAGGAGACGGGCAACAGCAGCAGGAAGGACCAUUGGGAGGAGCCGUUAUGGGAGGGGGGCAGCAACAGCAGGGAGAGUUAAUGGAAGAAGCAGCAGUGGGAGAGCAAAACCCGCAACCGAGUGACUUAGUGGGAGGAGAAACAGUGGGGGACGGGCAGCAGCAGCAAGGUGAGUCUGUUGGAGUGGCACCAGUGGGCGAGGAACAGCAGCAGGAGGGAAUGUCAGUGGCAGGAAAAGCAAUGGGUGAGGGACAGCAGCAGCAGGGAGAAUCAAUGGGAAGAGUAGAAGGGAAGGAAACGCAGCAGCGGGGAGAUCUGGUGGGCGUGACAGCGUGUGCACAGAGCAGUCCGGAUGGAAAACAAGAGAGCAACGUGCCAACGUCUGCCGCAGAUGAAGUGAAAGGAGGAGCAGUGACCCCUAAAGGCCCGGAAGUUUCCGUAUCAUCUGCUACGGGAGUGCCUGUCCCAGGGCCUUCGGGUGGGAAGAAAAAAGCAAAGACCAAACAUUUGGAAUCUCCUCCUGUAGUGCAGCCUCCAGAUGAAGGGGAAGAGUAUGACGAUCCCCGAGUUCCCAGUGUUCCCACAGCUCUACUACUUCGCCAAAUGCCCAGCGAAGAUAGUGACACUGAUGAAGAACCAUCGCCAACUUAUAAGUGGCCCACGGGGUUGUUGUACAACAUCGAUCCCAGCAAGCUUACCGCUGGAAUGACGCAGCAAACUGGCGUAGCUGGGAUCAAGCCAGAGACGAAACCGAAGAGCGAUGGUGCGCGCCCGCCCGAAAAGAAGCCGGACCCCAGACAGCAGUCAAUCAAACUAAGAACGCUAUUAUCUAUUCUUGAGAAGUCUGUGCAGACUGCAGAUAAAGUUGCUUCGAAUGGUGAUGAGGAGAGUGUGGCAUCAGCCUCCUGGCUUGUGGGUGAAGUAGUGCAGGCACUUAGCGUACAAGUCGAAGUCGCACGAAAAGAAUCACAAAAUACGUCUACAGAGCCGGUAGUAGAGGACCUUUGUGUCAUGGCAGAAGCUGCAGUACUUGUAGCACGGGAUUGGGUUGCUAAUCAUGGUGGACUAGCGGGUGAGGUCCAGCCUGCGACGGGACCUGGUCAACGCGAAGGCGACAGGAGUCCAGUUGCUGUCCGGAUGAUGGUCUUGACCCUGGCCCAAGAUAGACUCAGAAGGCAGGCAGAUCUAAUCAACCGUGAAGCAUCCCAGAAAGCACGAGACGAACUCGAAAAAUUUGCAAAAAUGGCUGUGUCGUUAAUCUCAAGCACAGAAUCAAUGCUUGAAGACCUCAGGUCACAAAAGCAGCAUGCUGCUGCUGUUAUGGUCCGUGAACUACUGAAUUUAGUUAAAGAAGCUAAAACCCAAGCUGAGAGUUUGGUGUUAACUUAUGAUAGUUUCAGGGAGGUCUUUAAGCCACCUACCCCAGAAGAACUCGUCCGGAGUGCCUUAGAUGACUUCGCUGACGCAGAGGCGAGAAUUGAUGGGUUGCUAAAGCAGUUGGAAGCAGGCGCAGACCAUUACACACUGAGGGCUGCACAGGAACAAGUAAAUGACAGCAAAAAACUUCUCGCCGAAGUCCAAGAAGCAAUGCAGUAUAACGAUGUGGUCAUGGGAAGUCUUACUGAUCCUGCCUUCGCGUUGCAGGAGAAGAUUGAGCUACUGCAGACAGUGCUGGACAGUGCAAAAUCAUAA
Messenger RNA from Eimeria maxima, 2043 nucleotides. RefSeq lists its product as hypothetical. Bases 1 to 2043 code for a protein of 680 amino acids. The transcript has a single exon. NCBI's taxonomy places the organism in Eukaryota, Apicomplexa, Conoidasida, Eucoccidiorida, Eimeriidae. The record is from RefSeq and is a predicted model, not a curated record.